Messenger RNA from Pediculus humanus corporis (human body louse), 3894 nucleotides. RefSeq names its product toll, putative. The transcript has a single exon. Lineage: Eukaryota; Metazoa; Arthropoda; Insecta; Psocodea; Pediculidae. Bases 1 to 3894 code for a protein of 1297 amino acids. Gene Ontology annotation, molecular function: protein binding. Gene Ontology annotation, biological process: signal transduction. The record is from RefSeq and is a predicted model, not a curated record. Gene Ontology annotation, cellular component: plasma membrane.
AUGGUCGAAAAAGAAUCAUCAUCAUCAUUAUCAUCAUCGAAAAUGAUGAUUUUUUUAAUUUUUUGUUUUAUUUGCGGAAUACAAUGUGCUUCAGAGCAAGUACAAUCGGCGAAUUCUCAAUCUCCGCCGAUUUUACGCUACGAAGCUCCAGACGAUUGUCAAUGGUGGAUACGAGAGGGUCCUGACGAAGUUGCGCUCAUAUGUCGUCUGCAAACGAUCAACAGCGAAUUCGAAAGCACGAAUUUUAGCGUCAUACCAUCCGAGCACACGACAUCGUUGAGAAUACAGUGCAACAUGGAAUUAUUUUCAAAGAGUUCUUUGGACGAUCGAAGUUUCGCACAUUUAACGAAAUUACGCGAACUCGUUUUAGAUCAUUGCAAAUUGGCCAAAUGGCCAUCGGGAACUCUCAUAGGUUUGGGAGAUUUGAGAAAUUUAUCCGUGAGAACUCACAACACGGAUUGGCCGGAAUUAAGCAUGGAAAUAUCGCCGGAAAGUUUUCUUACCGUCCGACAAUUGGAACGUCUCGAUUUGAGUUUCAACAACAUUUGGUCGUUUCCCGAAAGCAUAUUUUGCCCCCUGACCAAUUUAGUUACCUUGAACGUGAGUCAAAAUCGUUUGCAAGACGUCGGAGAUUUGGGUUUUAGAGAAAAACCGCCACCCCCUCAAAGUCUGAUAAGUUCUCGGGACGAUAUUAACGAUGGGGAUUCCGUACCCACCGGAGGCAUAGCUCCCUGCACUUUGGAUAUUCAAGUUUUGGACGUGUCUUGGAAUCAUUUCGUUUUAAUACCGAGCAGCGGUUUCAGUGCUUUGCGUCGUUUAAAAGAACUUUACAUACACGAUAACGAGAUAACAAUGGUCGCGGAAAAAGCUUUGGCGGGUUUGAAAAAUUUAGAAAUAUUAGAUUUAUCGAAUAAUAAAAUAGUCGCUCUCCCACCGGAGCUUUUUCAAGAUGCCGCAGAAGGAAUCAAAGAAAUUUAUUUACAAAAUAAUUCAAUUAGCAUUUUGGCAUCCGGUUUAUUUUCAAAUUUGAAACAUCUUUUGGCGUUGGAUUUGUCGAAAAAUCAUUUAACAAGCGUUUGGAUAACUCCGCUCACCUUUUCCGGCCUUAUCCGACUCGUUUUGCUCAAUCUCGGAUACAACAACAUUUCAAAACUCGAUCCUUAUUUGUUUAACGAUUUAUACACUUUGCAAAUAUUGAACUUGGAACACAAUUUAAUCGAAACCCUUCCCCUGGGCACUUUUGCCCCAAUGAAAAAUCUCCACACUCUGAUACUUUCCUACAAUAAAAUACGUUCUCUCGACGCGUUUUCCCUAAACAAUCUAUACGUAUUGAGUUUACUUUCUUUGGACAACAAUCUCAUUGAAAACAUACACGUGGACGCUUUUAGAAAUCUAAGCAGUUUACAAGAUUUAAAUUUAAACGGAAACGGAUUGACGGCCGUUCCGGCGGCACUUCAAAACAUGAGACUCCUCCGCACCGUCGACCUGGGAGAAAAUUCCAUUAGUAACAUCGUCGAACCCGGUUUUGCCGGAAUGAAUAAUUUGUACGGAUUAAGACUGAUCGGAAAUCAAUUGACUAACAUAACGAAGAAAUCAUUUUCGAAUUUACCCGAGCUUCAAAUUCUCAACUUGGCUCGUAAUAAAAUAAAAAGAGUCGAAAAAGGAGCGUUCAACGAUAAUUUACACUUGCAAGCCAUACGUCUCGAUGCGAAUCUUUUAACCGACAUUGACGAUCUUUUCGUCGGAAUACAAAAUCUUCUGUGGUUGAACAUAUCGGAUAACAAAUUGGAAAGUUUCGAUUAUUCUCUGGUGCCGAGAACAUUACAAUGGUUGGAUUUGCAUAAAAAUUUCAUAAAAGAAUUGGGAAAUCAUUAUUCAGUCGAUGGAAAGCUCAAAAUACAAACGCUCGACGCGAGUUUUAAUAAAUUGACGACAAUAACGGCCGCAUCGAUACCUAACAGCGUUGAAUUAUUGUUUUUAAACGACAAUUUAAUUAAACACGUUGAACCUCACACGUUUUUGAAAAAAGUAAAUUUGACUCGAGUCGAUCUUUAUGCUAAUCAAAUAGUCAGCAUGGAAUUGAACGCUUUGAGACUGACGCCGGUCGAUCCGGAACGUGCGCUUCCUGAAUUUUAUGUCGGAGGAAAUCCCUUUCAAUGCGAUUGCACCAUGGAAUGGUUGCAAAGAAUUAAUAAUUUGGAUCAUCUGAGGCAACAUCCGAGAGUCAUGGAUUUAGAGGGAAUUUACUGCAAGCUUUUAUAUAACCGUGAUAAAAUGUACGUGUCCCUCGUCGACGUGGAAUCAUCCCAAUUUUUAUGCCCCUAUAAAUUUCACUGUUUCACUCUCUGCCACUGUUGCGAUUUCGAUGCGUGCGAUUGCAAGAUGACGUGUCCUUCGAAUUGCACGUGCUAUCACGAUCAAUCGUGGUCGUCCAACAUCGUCGAAUGUUCCGCUGCCGGAUACACAAACAUGCCGGAUAGGAUUCCGAUGGAUGCGACCGAGGUUUACAUAGACGGUAACAAUUUGGUAGAACUCUCGAGUCACGCUUUCAUCGGUAGGAAAAAUCUUAGGGUUUUAUACGCGAAUAAUUCAAACAUAGCCGCAAUAUACAAUCACACUUUCAGCGGAUUGAAAAGGUUGGCAGUUCUCCAUUUGGAAAACAAUGCCAUCAAAGAACUUUCCGGUUUCGAAUUUACCAGUUUAGAAAAUUUAAAAGAGCUUUACUUACAAGGUAACGAAAUACAUUAUAUAAACAAUAGAACAUUUUCCGAAUUAAAACAAGUUCAAGUUAUUCGUUUAGAUAGUAACAAAUUGAGGACUUUUCAGGUAUGGGAUUUCACGUAUAAUCCCUAUCUCGUAGAAAUAGCAUUAUCCGAUAAUCAGUGGUCGUGUAAUUGCCAAUAUUUGCAACAGUUUAGAAAUUGGCUCCAACCAAAUUACGCCAAAGUCGUAGACGCGAAUAAAAUAAUAUGCAUAUUUAAUAAUGUGACUAACUUAUUAGGUCCUCCGGUGGCGGAUUUUAAUUCGACCACGUGUUCUGCUUACACGGGAGACAGCAGAGCCGUCAUAGAAAAUCCCGUCAUACACGAUUAUCUUCCAUUGCUCCUCGCGACCCUUUGUACAUUUUUAGUUUCAAUAACGAUCGUGUGCAGUGUGUUUUAUUUUAGAAGAGAAUUGAGAGUGUGGAUAUAUUCUAAAUGUGGUUUGAGAAUGUGCUAUAAAACAACCGCCUUCGAAGAAGAACAAGAUCGGGAUCGUUUGUUCGACGCAUAUGUCAGUUACAGUGUGAAAGAUGAAAGUUUCGUGAAUCAAGUUUUGGCUCCGGGUUUAGAGCAAACGGAUCCCAGGUACAGGCUGUGCCUCCACUAUCGGGAUUUUAACGUGACCGCGUACAUAGCCGACACGAUAAUAGAAGCGGUCGAAUCGUCAAAGAGAACCAUUGUUAUUUUAUCGAAAAAUUUCCUUCACUCGGAGUGGUGUCGAUUCGAAUUUAAAUCCGCGUUGCACGAAGUGUUGAAAGAUAGAAGAAGACGGUUAAUUGUGAUUACGUUAGGUGAAGUACCCCAAAGAGAUUUGGAUCCGGAUUUGAGGUUGUACCUCAAAACGAAUACAUGCAUAGAAUGGGGGGAUAGGCUGUUCUGGCAGAAGCUCAAAUUUGCCAUGCCGGACGCGAGGAGAAACAAUUGUACGUCUUCUAGACACGUAAGACCCCACGUUAACGUUAAUUUAUAUUCUACGGCAUCGACGCCCAAUUCUUACGAUCAUCGAUCGUCGUCCGGUCAGAGGCCCUCGGGUAAACUUUUGCCGCCUCCUUUGAUACAUCACCAAAACAACCUUCAAAAUGCUGCUAACCAACAGCAAAAUUGUAGAUUACCGCAACCCCUGUGGGCGUAG